Brugia pahangi is the source of this 969-nucleotide messenger RNA. The record is from the annotation of a GenBank genome assembly. NCBI's taxonomy places the organism in Eukaryota, Metazoa, Nematoda, Chromadorea, Rhabditida, Onchocercidae.
AUGGUUCCACCGGAGGAUAGUGUGAUGAACAAAGGGAUAUUAAAAGAAUUGCAGAUGUCGGUAGAAUGCCCUGUACAUCCCGGUGCACAUCUGGUGGAGGAUCAUCGAGCUGGUGAUUUGAUCUGCCCUGAAUGUGGUUUAGUUGUGGGAGACAGACUGGUGGAUGUGGGCACAGAAUGGCGAUCAUUCAGUAACGAAAAGUCUGGCGCAGAUCCUUCACGUGUUGGCGCACCGGAGAAUCCACUUCUCGGAAGCGCUGAUUUGUCGACAUCUAUUGCUGUCGGUUUUGGCGGUUCCGAGAGUGAUUACAGCUUAGCAAAUGCACAACGCAAGAAUAUGAACAACAUGGAUCGACAGAUGUCGCAAGGCUUAAGUGUAAUUCGUGAGAUGAGUGCACGUAUUCACCUACCAAAAUCUAUUGAGGAUGGAGCGGCGAAGAUUUUCAAAGAUGUGUUGGAUAGUAAAGCAUUACGAGGUAAAAAUAAUGAAGCUCAAGCAGCGGCUUGUUUAUACAUAGCUUGCAGAAAAGAAGGUGUUCCACGUACAUUUAAAGAAAUCUGCGCUGCUUCUCGUGUUUCUAAAAAAGAAAUAGGAAGGUGCUUCAAAUUGAUCAUAAAGUCAUUGGAAACGAGUUUGGAACAGAUUACUAGUGCAGAUUUUAUGUCACGAUUCUGUGGUAAUUUGGGUUUGCCGCACAGUAUCCAGGCUGCAGCAACACGAAUUGCAAAAAAAGCUGUCGAACUGGAUUUGGUUGCUGGCCGUAGUCCGAUAUCUAUAGCUGCAGCAGCGAUAUAUAUGGCAAGCCAAGCGUCCAGCAAUAAAAAGACGGCUAAAGAAAUUGGUGAAAUUGCGGGUGCAGCUGAAGUGACGGUUAAACAAACAUAUAAACUUCUGUACCCUCGGGCAGGAGAACUGUUUCCGGAAGAUUUCAAAUUUACCACAGGAGUUGAGUCGCUUCCUCUGUCGUGA